GACUGGCAAUUGUUAAACACAGCUUAUUUUAUAUAGUAGCAAGUUACUAACUAAAGAAUGAAGCAGAAAGAAUUGCCAUUUCUUUGUGUAUGCCAGCUGUGUUCAGACACACACAUUUAUUCAAGCACUUCCUCAAGCUAUGAGUGUUGCAGACUACAAAUUUCAGAUCUUGUUUUUCAGAGUUGAAUUUUAAACUGCAUUCCUGGGGUAAAAAGGAAGAGGUAAAAUUGAGUCCCACUCAACCUUGUCCUGUAUUAAAACACUCCUAAUUAAAAUGCCAUAGGUACAUAAAGUCUCACAGUUACUAUUUGUAUGCAGGCCACUUGAAAAACUCCCCCAGUGCUGUUUGCUGAAACUUUUUAUGGAUUUGUUGAAUGAAUUUAUUCUCUUGUAUUAACACCAGGUAGACUAAAAAAUACCUUCAUCUUAAAAAUUUUUGAUUCACAAGCAGGAAAGUUAAAGGGAGCCUUAUUGCUUUUAAUUCCAGCCUGCCCUUGCUGUAGCUUUAUUUUUCUUCUAGGAACAACUUUCUGCUACACUUUUUCCAGUUACUGUACAAACAGGUACUUUUACCUGGAAAAUGACUUUCCUAUCUCCUUUUUGCACCAAAGGGUGGAAAAAAGGUUUCUGUGGUAAUGGAACUAAACCUACGAAACUGGAACAGCCAAACUUGUAAACUCAAGCCAAUAGAAGACAGCUCUUAAUAGCACAAGGCCACAAGGAACUAAACAUAGCCUUGCUGUUCCCAUGUGUGGCUGCCCCUGUGUCAUUGCUUCCCUCCUGCAGAAGGUGGGGACACAGCCAGCUUUGUUUACAGAAUCACAGCUCAGCCUCAAAUAACUGCGGGCAGGAAACUGCCCCUGCCUCUGGGGCUUGUAAACUGAACUGCAGACUCUGUGUGUGCUUCAAGGCACCCAGAGAAUGUUUCAGCUCCUUCUGAAAAACUGUUUAUGAAAGUUCCAUUAUCUGUGUAAUAGUCCUUGAACAUGAAUCAAAUGUGCAAACUUGAGAAAAAUCAAUGAACCAAUAGCGAGUAGAAGUGGUGUACACUCUAAAACCAAAGUUACUGCUCAGAAAGCCAAAUCUCUGGAAUGGGAAACACUCAUAAAAAUACACCUGGCAACUGCAGCUACAGCCCCACCCCACCCCAGUAACUCAGUACAAAAUCUUUGAUAAAUUUCAGGAGAGUCUACAAGGGGGGAAAAAAAACUCCUUUUAAGGAAGCAUUUCAUGUCAAGUUGUACAUGCCCAUUCCAUUCCCUUGGACAAAGGAAGCACAAGCUGCAUACAUGGUUCUUUUCCUUUCCCUGUUCUGAGCUUCUGCACCAGUUGUUAGCCAAAAAUAAACCCCAUUCCUCAACCAUAUAUGUGCAACAGCCUCCUGGUGAGUGUGAGCCCCCUCCAGCACUGCUGUUUCUCCAUGAGGCCAAGAGACUGCCACUGCUGCCGGGCAAUGCACAUAACCCAGCUCAACCGGGAAUGCCUUUUACAUCUCUUCUCCUUUCUGGACAAAAACAGUAGGAAAAACCUAGCAAAAACAUGUCACAAGUUGCUAGAAGUGUUUCAAGAUCCUUUACUGUGGUCUUUAUUGAACUUUCAUUCUCCAGUGGAACUAAAGAAGGAUAAUUUUCUCCUGGGACCUGCUUUAAAACACUUAUCCAUCUGCUGGUAUUCAGAGAGAGUCAAGGUGUGUAACAUUGAGGACUGGAUGAAAAACAGUUUCCAGAAAGACUUCUGUAAGAGGCAUGAGAACACUGUCAGUGAUUUUUUACUAGACGUUUGCAACAGAUGUCCAAAUCUGCUGUCUCUGACCCUCUCUGGAUGUGGCCAUGUUACAGAUGACUGCAUUUUGCAGCUUCUCAAGAACUGCCCACACCUGAAGAGCCUCAAACUGGAGAACUGUGUGCGGAUCACUGACCACACCCUGCAGGCAGUGACCCUCCACGGGGCAUCACUGCGAACACUCCACGUGGAUUUCUGCCGCAACGUAACACAAGCUGGGCUAGAGAGAGUCAGGGAAAAGUGUCCUUCGAUAAUGCUGAGAGCAGAGAAAAGUGCUAACAUGAUCCCAGACAGUAAGCCAGAAAAAAAGCUGAUGCUUCAAAAAGCAUCAAGAAAAUUGGUUCAGCUUUAAAUGCAGCAAAAUAAUCAGUGUGGGUAUUUUACCUGAGAUAGCAAUGAACUGUGGCUACUUCCAUGGGUUCUGGUCAAGUCCAAACAAAUGGUUGUUUUGUAAAGCGUCUGCUGGGAAAAGGCAUGCAUCUCCCCCUGGAUGGGCUUCAGGAAAAAAACAUUUGCUCUCUGUUCUUUGAAACUGGAAAACCCUGCAUUGCUGACACAAAAUGUCAGACCUGCUGAAAACUGCAUUGCUGGUACCCUCCUGCUGCAGAUGCACCUCAGAAGAGGGAAACAGCAGUGUGUUUAUUGAAGCCAAAUAAUUUGAUGGAGUCCAUACAUUUUAUGAACUUUUAAGAAAGUUUAACAGUAGUUUGACAUGGUGCAGUAAGCUUGAUGGCAAGGUUCACUGACUGCAUGGAAGAAACACAGAGUGAACUGAGGCAAAGUGAGUCACACAGGGACCUGAGAAGCCAAACAUUAAGAGCCUCCCACUGGAUCACAAGGUUCAGACUGGACCCUGCAGUUUCAAAACUCCUUAUAUAAUGGGCAAGGGCAUAAAGCCACAGCAGAGAGAGCCUGAGUCACUGUAGGAUAUUUACACAUUUCGGGGCAAGAAUGAUUAACAAACUUCAGUUAAAGGAUAUAUCCAGUCAGUCAUUCCAUCCACUAAGGAGGAGAACCACUCCCUGAAAGAUCUCCCUAGCAAAAGCAGAGUACUGACCACCAGCACUUCCUCAGUGAUUAACAGUGGCAGCUAAUUUACCUUUUUUUUUUUAUUUAACGAGUAAAGCAUGGAUUCAAGGCACACAAAACAGUUUGAUCCUCUUCAUGAUGUACUUACAUAAUAUAAGAUGCACCAAGUUAUUUUUUUAAAGCUGAUGUUAAAGGCAGUGCAAUAUGAACAAGUGGUAGUUCAGAGAACUAACCCACAAGAAAAGACAGUGACUAAGAGCCUGUAGCUAAAUUAGGAACACACUGCAGACCAGCUCUAUAUAAACACCCACUUCUCACUGCAAAGUACAAAACCAGUAGCUAUUUUCAUCCCAAAGCACAAGGCUGUCCCUUUCCUGCAGACUGCUCUGCUACCUGGAAUCAAACUUUUUUUUUUACAUGCUUUUGAUGCUAUGCCACCAUCUACAAAAUCUGAGACCAAAGAGGACUCCACAGGUCUCAACAUAACUAAAUACACUUCUCCUUCAGAUCCUGGUUAAUUGAUCCACAGAUAUCUUUGGUACUCUCUGAUUUGGCUGAGCUAAGAAAUAAAUCACAGCAUUACAGCAACUUAGUCAAACAAUGCUCAGUUCCAGAGAAAUACUUGACCAGUAUGAGCAUCUGUAAGAAACACUCACCCAGGAAACCAAUGAUGAAAAUAAAUUAUUGCAUCUUCAUUACUUAGAGAUAUUUAACAGCAUGACACUGUAAAAUUGGUAUUUCAUUAACUCCUUCUUAAAGUUUAGUUAGGGCCCUUACACACCACAAGGGUAAGGAAGAAAACUGGAGUGGACAAGGAACAACAGCAGUCAUCACCCAGCACAAACAACUGCAAAAGGACAUUGCUGAGCUGAACUAAUUUACUGUGAUGUGGAAAUAGGGAAGCUGACACAACUCGUACCGUGGAUACACAACAGCAGUUCCACACACUGCUGACAAGCCAAAACCAGGUAUGAAUUUAUACAGUCACUGCAGCAAGCAAAGACCUCCUUGUGCCACCAGUUCUCCCAGCACUCUGUGGUGAAAGACACAUCUCUGUAGGAGUAACAGGAACGGAUUUUCAAGUAGCUACAAGAUAGGAAAGCACAUUUGCAUCUAUCUAGAUAUUACUCAAGUCUUUUUGUCAGUUUUCUACCCGGACUGGGGGGGGUUGGAUGUGGCAGAGUAUUUUGUGGGGUUUGUAGUUUGUUUUUAAAUUUUAUUUUAUAGAGCUAAAAAGAGUCUUCUCAAACAUUC
This is a messenger RNA of Poecile atricapillus (Black-capped chickadee), 4065 nucleotides long. It is a transcript of the gene FBXL22, whose product is annotated as F-box and leucine rich repeat protein 22. NCBI's taxonomy places the organism in Eukaryota, Metazoa, Chordata, Aves, Passeriformes, Paridae. The record is from RefSeq and is a predicted model, not a curated record. The transcript has 2 exons. Gene Ontology annotation, cellular component: SCF ubiquitin ligase complex. Gene Ontology annotation, molecular function: protein binding. Gene Ontology annotation, biological process: SCF-dependent proteasomal ubiquitin-dependent protein catabolic process. Bases 1367 to 2134 code for a protein of 255 amino acids.